CACGUACUACCAGUCCACAAUAUUAGCCAAUUCUGGAGUACAUGUUUUUGUUGGCCCCAAAACCAAACACCGAUCCCAUCGGAACAACCGGAAAAAGCAGUAGUAGAGUGAUUGUUGAUCAGCAGAGGAAUGGAUGUUGUAAUAAACCCCUUUAGGCUAUGCUCAGGGCUCAAAGUGCUGGGCUAUUUCAUGAUAUUCUUGGUGCUUUCCAUCAUUGCCCUCUCCUACUACGCCGUCGUUAUCCUCAUCUGGGCUCCCCAUCUUCUCCGUGGUGGCUUCAACUCUUUCUUUUCCUUCUUUAUCGUCAUCCUCUUCCAUUAUCUGCUUAUUUUGUUAACGUGGAGCUAUAUGAUGGUAGUCUUUCGGGACCCUGGUUCUGUACCUGAUAACUGGCAAUUAGUAUCAGAAGAGGAUUUAGAAGAGGGUAACCCCACCUCAAUUUCUCACAAUUUAGGACCUCAAACUUCAGCCUCUGCAUUGUCAGACGGGACAGAGAUUAGACCAGCCAUACGCUACUGCAGUCAAUGCCAAAAUGGCAAGCCACCUCGAUGUCAUCAUUGCUCCAUUUGCCAAAGAUGCGUCCUUAAGAUGGAUCACCACUGCAUAUGGGUUGUCAAUUGUGUUGGGGCAAGGAACCACAAGUUCUUCCUCCUCUUUGUGUUCUAUACUUUUCUAGAAACACUGUUGAAUACUGUUGUGCUGCUGCCAAGUUUCGUGAAUUUUUUUGAACAAACGAAGAAGCAUUCUCUAUCACCUGGCAAUCUUGCUGUCACCUUUUUGGCCUUUGUUUUGAACUUAGCUUUUGCACUGAGUCUUCUUUGUUUCGUUAUUAUGCACACAUCCCUUCUCUUGAGCAACACCACUUCAGUGGAGGUUUAUGAGAAGAAAAAAGCUGUACACUGGAAGUAUGAUCUAGGCCGCAAAAGGAACUUUGAACAGGUUUUUGGUACUAAAAAGAUGUUCUGGUUCUUCCCAUUAUUUUCCGAAGAGGACUUGAAGAAUAUUCCUGCACUUCAUGGUCUAGACUUCCCAAUUCAUUCAGAUACGGUAGAAUGAGCUCUUUCUCUGUUCCACAAUGUAUCAUUCUCUCCCCCAUUUAUGGAGUUUUUGGGUGUAUGGUUGACCCACUGCUAACAGUGUAGUCUUCUUCAUGGCGCUAAGGUUGUUAUCCUAUUAAAUCGGUCUGUCUGUCUUAUACAAGCCACUACGAGUACGAGGUUGAGCUUAUAUUCUUCCUCUCUCUCUUUUUUCUUUUUUCUUUUUUUUUCUGGUGUUGGGGGUGUAGUGAGUGUUGGUGGGUUCGCUAUGUGGUGUUAACGUCUGGGGUGUUGUUUUCUUGAAGGCUGUAUGAUUAUGAAACAGGAGCAGAGGAAUGGAAUAUUUUAAUUGCAUCCGGCCUCUAUACAAUAUCUUUCCUUUUUGGUUCUUACUCUCCUAGUAGAUCUUUCUGUCGACUGACUAAGAAGGAAGCUUGGUUUUAGAGAAGGAAGUUUGAGUUGACAUAUUGAAACUUGGGUGGUACUACUGUCUCCCUGGUGAAGGCCACGUCCAUUCCAGGCUUCUACUACCUAAUAUACUCCUCCUACUCUGUAAACCUACGCCCCCAGUUGGUAAAUAAUUGUAAUAGUACUAUGCCAAAAUGAUGCUACCAGUCAGUACUUAUAAACAAACAGUACCAACUGAAUAUUCGACCGCACUGCACAGGAAGAUGCCUGCCUUCCGACCCGCGUUAAUCACUACUUAGGAGUUGCUUAUUUUAUUGGAUUGCAAGUGCAGGAGAAGGAGAGCGGGCUGCCCACCUUCGGGUGGUGGAGAAAGGCAAAUCGUUGUAAAAAUGCUCAACAGUCUGCGUCCGGGACAGAAACAGAAGCAGUUGAACUUGAACAAGCUACAACUUCUUAUUGAAUAUUCGAAUAUUCAACUCAGUUACUUCUCGUCAAUAAAAAUGCCGCUGCUCCCCGAGUAAUCUUGAUUUGUUA
This is a messenger RNA of Coffea eugenioides, 1979 nucleotides long. RefSeq names its product probable protein S-acyltransferase 12. Bases 130 to 1056 code for a protein of 308 amino acids. The transcript is spliced from 8 exons. Gene Ontology annotation, molecular function: palmitoyltransferase activity. The record is from RefSeq and is a predicted model, not a curated record. NCBI's taxonomy places the organism in Eukaryota, Viridiplantae, Streptophyta, Magnoliopsida, Gentianales, Rubiaceae.